Molecule: messenger RNA, 1170 nt
Organism: Carcharodon carcharias (great white shark)
Lineage: Eukaryota; Metazoa; Chordata; Chondrichthyes; Lamniformes; Lamnidae
Product: interferon-inducible GTPase 5-like
Exons: 1
Coding region: 1-1170 (389 amino acids)
Cellular component (GO): membrane
Molecular function (GO): GTP binding; GTPase activity
Source: RefSeq, a predicted model, not a curated record
AUGGAUUUGGAAAUUGCAGGGAUGAUAGGAAGAUUUUCAGAUGCCAUGAGCCAUGGCAGGAUAUCUGAAGUGGCAUCUUUGGUGAAAGCUGAGAGGAGCAGAGUGGAAAGCAUGAUGGUUCAUGUGGCGGUCACUGGGACCCCUAGAGUGGGGAAGUCUACAUUCAUUAAUUCCAUCAUGGGUUUCAAGGAUGGCGAAGAUGGUGCAGCACCCACUGGCCCCACCCAUCAGGUGACAAAGCCAGCACCUUACAGCCGGCCAGGAAGCCCCAGCUCUGUGUUCUGGGAGCUGCCCAGCAUUCGGGGACCCAGCUUCUCGUCCAGCGACUACCUGAAGGCAGUGGAGGUCGACAAGUACGUCGGCUUCUUCAUCCUGUCAUCAAUGUGGUUCACGUGGGAGGCUGCAGCCCUUGCCAGCGAGCUCAGGCGGGUCGGAAAGCAGUUCUACUUCAUCCGCACCAAGAUUGACUUGGGCCCUCCUGGCUACAGGGACAAGAAGUUCGUUGAGGACGUCCUGAAUGUUUUCACCAUCGGCCACUUUGCAAACCUGGACAUUGAAUACACAACUGCUCACUUCUUCUGUGUCUCCUGCCACCAUGUUGACAGGUUCGACUUUCUGGAGUGCAUCCAGGCUCUGCAGAGAAAUUCCUCACCUCCACUCCAGAAACACGCCCUGCUGCUCUCCCUGUACUACCUGGCCAACAAGAUGGAGCUGAAGGACUCCAUGAGGGAGUUCAUUCCACUGUCAGCAGUCUACAGCUGCAUUAUCGACCCUGUCCCAGUUGAGCAGCUGCCUUACCAGGCCAAUGUCCACUUUCUGUACAAUGAGAUCCGGCUUUACCGUGUCCUGUUCGAGCUGGACUACCCGGCCUUGAGCAAAAGGGCCAAGCUGAUUCACCGGCCGACCUUUGUCCUCUCGGAUGAGAUCCAGACCACUAUGGCGCGGGCGCUGACGGAGAAGGGUGUCUCGGAGGAGCUGCUGAAGUGGACGGAGAUAAACGUGCCAGUCUCCCACAGCUACGUGAAGUGGAUUCCCUUCCUCGAGACCCUGCCCGGAGGGAAGCUGUCUGCAGCUUCCAUCAUCCGCUUGUUGGAUACCAUGCUACAGAAGUUUAUGGAUGAUGCCUACCGGAUUCAGAGGAAAAUGGAGGAUGUACUGAAGGGUGAAUAA